AAUAGUCAGUCGUAUCCUAUCAGAAUGUGUACAUAAAUAAAUGUUGAAACUUCCCUCUUCUUCUCCUCCAUCCCCAAAUCCCGUUCUGCGUCACGGUGGCGCUUUAUUCUCACGGCGGAGCGCCUCACCGGUUGCAGACGGUGUCGUGAUUCCCUAACCUCACAUCAUCAUCGUCAUCAUCCUUUAGCUGAAGAUGGGGCAGAGCAUGAGCUGUGGAGUGAGACCGGACCACCAGGGUAUCUUCGCCUCCGUCCAGUGCGGCGACAUCGUCACCGUGCGAAGAGCGAUGUCCACGGAUCCGAGUCUUCUGAACCAGACCACUCCUUACGAUCGCCACUCCCUCCUCCACGUCGCUGCCGCCAGUGGUCAGAUCGAGAUCUUGUCCUUGCUGUUGGAGAGAUUCACGAAUCCAGAUGUGUUGAAUCGUCACAAGCAGACUCCGUUGAUGCUUGCUGCCAUGUACGGGAGGAUCUCAUGCGUCAAGAAGCUUGCUCAAGUCGGAGCUAAUGUUCUGAUGUUUGAUUCCGCCAAUCGAAGAACAUGUUUGCACUACGCAGCGUACUACGGACAUGCUGAUUGUCUCCAAACCGUUCUCUCUGCUGCUCAGUCAAGCCCCGUUGCUGUUCAUUGGGGAUAUGCGAGAUUUGUGAAUACAAGGGAUGACAAAGGAGCAACAGCCUUGCAUCUAGCUGCUAGGCAGAGACGUCCUGAAUGUGUUAAUGUUCUCUUGGACAGUGGCUCUCUUGUUUGUGCUUCCACUAGCCUUUACGGCUCUCCAGGGAGCACACCUCUUCAUUUGGCUGCAAGAAGCGGAUCUAUCGAUUGCGUCAGAAAGUUACUUGCUUGGGGUGCUGAUCGUCUUCAGAGAGACGCUUCUGGGAGGAUACCGUAUGUGGUUGCGAUGAAACACAAGCACGGAGCAUGUGGGGCGUUGCUUAACCCCUCUUCUGCUGAGCCUCUUGUCUGGCCAUCCCCUUUAAAGUUCAUCAGCGAGCUUAACGAGGAGGCGAAACUGCUCUUGGAGCAGGCUUUGAUGGAUGCUAACAGGGAGAGAGAGAAAACCAUCCUCAAGGGAACUGCUUUCUCUUUACCGUCACCAUCUUACUCUGACACAGCCUCAGAUGAUAACAUGUCUGAGAUGAGUGAUUCGGAGCUGUGCUGCAUUUGCUUUGAGCAAGCAUGCACGAUUGAAGUCAAAGACUGUGGUCACCAAAUGUGUGCGCAAUGCACUCUUGCACUGUGUUGUCACAACAAACCGAACCCAACUACUUCAACCGUGACUCCACCGGUCUGUCCAUUCUGUAGAAGUGUUAUCUCACGGUUAGUAAUCGCCCAGAACAACGACAAUAGCAAGAGCCAGAGCCAAGACGAAGUUGUUGAUCGUGAGGCAGGUGAUGUCAGCUCUUCAAAACUCAGAAAGCAUAGAAAAUCGGUAAACCUUGGAGAAGAAAGCAGCAGUUUCAUGGGACUAUCAAGCAUUGGAUCGUUCGGGAAGAUAACCGGCCGUGGCUCGGGAAGGAUCGCAGCCGACAACGAGCUGAUGGACAAACCGAUACUGUGAGAAUGUAAUGGAAAAUCAAUGAUUUAAAUAAGGAAAAGAAGAAGUGAGUUUAUGUAACGAAAUCAAUGAUUUGUUGUUUCUUUUGAUCAAUUUGAAAAAUGGUUUGUUGUCAUUA
This is a messenger RNA of Raphanus sativus (radish), 1676 nucleotides long. Its product is annotated as putative E3 ubiquitin-protein ligase XBAT31. The record is from RefSeq and is a predicted model, not a curated record. Lineage: Eukaryota; Viridiplantae; Streptophyta; Magnoliopsida; Brassicales; Brassicaceae. The transcript has 4 exons. The coding region runs from base 194 to 1561 and encodes 455 amino acids. Gene Ontology annotation, molecular function: protein binding.